Saccostrea cuccullata (small rock oyster) is the source of this 1928-nucleotide messenger RNA. Its product is annotated as tripartite motif-containing protein 2-like. The record is from RefSeq and is a predicted model, not a curated record. Gene Ontology annotation, molecular function: zinc ion binding. The transcript has 2 exons. Bases 22 to 1041 code for a protein of 339 amino acids. Lineage: Eukaryota; Metazoa; Mollusca; Bivalvia; Ostreida; Ostreidae.
GACACCUACAUUUGUUUACAAAUGGCCGCGCAAAGUAUUGUUCGCAACCUAUCGGAGGAAUACUUAACGUGUCGCGUUUGUUUACAGUCCUACGAUCGUCCGCGUCGUCUUCCCUGUCAACAUUCCUACUGCACAGAUUGUAUACGCCAGCUGAUAAGGACUACAGAAAAUAGGCGUGGAAAAUUGACGUGUCCACUCUGUCGAUCCGAUGUCAUAGUACCAAACGUUUCGCAUGACGAAUUUGUCAAUAAUUUGCCUCUGGAUUCGCUGAUUGCUGACCUACAGAUAACUUUAUCAAAACACGACCAAACUCCGGAAAUAACGCGAGCAGACGUUUGUUGCGAUCAUUCGGGGAAGGAGCUUGAUCAUUACUGUUUUCAUCACGCGCAAGUAAUAUGUGCAAAGUGCAUUGACACCUCUCAUUCGGGAAUACUUUGUCGAUGUCUGCCUAUAAAUGAAUCCUAUCGAGAGCUUCAGCCACGAAUAGAACGAGUUCUAAAACGACUGCAUUUGAAGCUGAAUGAUGCAGAAGUUGAGACAAUCCACGAUCGCUCGUUUGAGGAAAGUAAGCAGAAAACUUUAGACGAAAUCGCUAACUUGGAGAAAGGAAUAGAGAACAUAUUUGAAACCUGCAGACGACAGAUCUCGGUUCUUCGCUCUGACAUUCAGAAGUUAAAUCGAGAAUAUUUAUCGAAAAGAAAAGAUUUUUUUCAUGCUGUUAAUUUACUGCUGGAAACAACAAGUCACAUUGAAUGCCUAAAGAAAGAUAAGAAAUACAAACACUUAAUUGAAUUGCUACCUAUUAUCGAAAAUCAACUGGAAACUAACUUUGAUACACCGACCUCCAAAACAGCAAGUUUAAAAUUGACCUUGUAUGACGAGGUAAAGGAAUUUCUUCGUGGAUUUUCUGCAGUAGGAUUUGUUGAACUAAAGGGAGUGAGAAGUGACUUGGACACCGAUUUUUCAGAUUUGCAAUUAAAAACGAACAACUCCAGUGCACCUCCUCUAUCCAUAAGCCAUAUUUUGAAUAGAAUUAAUUAAAAUGGCGGGGAAUAACGUUGCGUUUAGCGUCGACCAGAGUUUUGAUGCUAAAUUACCCGAUGAAUUGUCUUGCUACCUUAACAAAAUUGUUUACCUUCCAGGCACUAGUGACUUGUGUAUUCUAGAUAGAGAAAAUGCCAAACUCAAACGAUUUUCUGUAUUUGGUGACAUUAAAGGAUCACUUUCACUAAUCGAUGUUCCACAUUCUAUGUGCUGUAUUAGACAGAAUGGGAACAUAGUUAUAACGAAACCAGACAAAUCAGUGUUAGAAAUAGUUGAAACUUCACGCGAGAAAUUUAACAUUCAGAGAUAUAUCCAAACCGACAAGAAAUAUUUCGGAAUAUGUCAGAUUUCUGAAGAUCGAGUAGCAGUUUCCUCAUGGUCUCAAGCUUGUAUCGACAUUAUAACCGUAUAUGGUGUCGUGGAAGUGUCCAUUUCAACGGAACUAAUCUUGACCUGUCCUGAGAGUGUCCCCAAUAUGUUAUGUAUGACAUCUGAAGGUCACAUUGUAGUUUCGGAUCUGAAGAAUUUGGUGUGUUGUAUUUCACAAAGUGGAAGAGAAAUAUGGCGAUUGUCAGUGAACGGUCACAUAGGUGACGUAACCUGUGACAAAGAAUCAAAAACCUUGUACUUAGCGCUAAAAGAUGAAGGAUCUAUUUUAAAUGUUAGUGAAUCCGGAAGUAAAAUGUCAAAUAUUUUAAGCUUCAAGGACAAAAUACCGAUUUCUCUUGAUAUAAAAGAGAUGAACAUGUACAUUACAGAUAAAGAUUCCAAAGUGAUCAUAUGCAAUAGAAGUUGACAUGUGAAACUGUAUGUCUUUCUCUCGUAGACAUUACAAUUAAAUAGUACACAUUCUGUAAUUAAAUAAAAAAUAUAGAUAUAUACUA